AUGUUAGACGUCAAUCAAUUUAUUGUCGAGAAGGGUGGUAACCCAGACUUGAUUAAGGAAUCUCAAAAGGCUAGAUACGCCAGUGUCGAAUUGGUCGACGAGAUCAUUGCUGAUUACAAGAACUGGGUCAAGACUAGAUUCGAAUUGGAUGAAUUGAACAAGAAGUUAAAUAAAUUGCAAAAAGAUAUUGGUUUGAAGUUUAAAACCAAGGAAGAUGCUUCUGAACUAUUAGCUGAAAAGGAUAAGAUCAACGACGAAAAGAAGCAAUUGAUUGAAAAGGAACAACAAGAAGAUAAGGACUUGAAGUAUAAGGUUAAUCAAAUUGGUAAUAUCGUUCAUCCAUCUGUCGUCGUUUCUAAUGAUGAAGAUAACAACGAAUUGGUUAAAACUUGGAAACCUGAAGGUCUUGAAGAAGUUGGUCCAAUUGCUUCAGCUACUGGUAAACCAGCAGCUUUAUCUCAUCAUGAAAUUCUAUUGAGAUUGGACGGUUACGAUCCAGAACGUGGUGUCAAAAUUUCUGGUCACAGAGGUUAUUUCUUGAGAAACUACGGUGUCUUUUUAAACCAAGCUUUAAUCAACUAUGGUUUAAACUUUUUGGCUAAAAAUGGUUACGUUCCAUUGCAAGCUCCAGUCAUGAUGAACAAAGAAGUCAUGGCCAGAACCGCUCAAUUGUCCCAAUUCGACGAAGAAUUAUACAAAGUCAUUGAUGGUGACGAUGAAAAGUACUUGAUUGCUACUUCUGAACAACCAAUCUCUGCCUACCACAGUAACGAAUGGUUCGAAAAACCACAAGAACAAUUACCAAUCCGUUAUGUCGGUUACUCUACUUGUUUCAGAAGAGAAGCCGGUUCUCACGGUAAGGAUGCUUGGGGUAUCUUCAGAGUUCACGCUUUUGAAAAAAUUGAACAAUUCGUCUUAACUGAACCUGAAAAGUCUUGGGAAGAAUUCGAUAAGAUGAUUAACCACUCCGAAGAAUUUUACAAAUCUUUGAAAUUGCCAUACCGUGUCGUUGGUAUCGUUUCUGGUGAACUAAAUAACGCUGCCGCCAAGAAAUACGAUUUGGAAGCUUGGUUCCCAUACCAAAAGGAAUACAAAGAAUUGGUUUCUUGUUCCAACUGUACUGACUACCAAUCUAGAAACUUAGAGAUAAGAUGUGGUAUUAAGAAAAUGGGUGACAGAGAAAAGAAAUACGUUCACUGUUUGAACUCUACCUUGUCUGCUACUCAAAGAGCUUUAUGUUGUAUUUUAGAAAACUAUCAAACUGAAGAUGGUUUGAUCAUUCCAGAAGUCCUAAGAAAGUACAUGCCAGGUGAACCAGAAUUUAUUCCAUUCGUUAAGGAAUUGCCAAAGAACUCCACUUCUAACAAGAAGAAAUAA
Messenger RNA from Vanderwaltozyma polyspora DSM 70294, 1377 nucleotides. It is a transcript of the gene SES1, whose product is annotated as serine--tRNA ligase SES1. The transcript has a single exon. The record is from RefSeq and is a predicted model, not a curated record. Gene Ontology annotation, cellular component: cytosol. Gene Ontology annotation, biological process: seryl-tRNA aminoacylation. Lineage: Eukaryota; Fungi; Ascomycota; Saccharomycetes; Saccharomycetales; Saccharomycetaceae. Gene Ontology annotation, molecular function: tRNA binding; serine-tRNA ligase activity; ATP binding. The coding region runs from base 1 to 1377 and encodes 458 amino acids.